This is a messenger RNA of Sesamum indicum (sesame), 891 nucleotides long. Lineage: Eukaryota; Viridiplantae; Streptophyta; Magnoliopsida; Lamiales; Pedaliaceae. The record is from RefSeq and is a predicted model, not a curated record.
AUGAAUUAUGCGUUGACGGGUAAUCGUAUCUGGAUUGGCUGGGAUGACAAUUUUCUUGAUGUUACUGUGGUUGAGUUGAGUACACAAUUUUUACACAGUCAUGUCACUAUCCGAGCUCUUCAGGAAUCAGUUGAUAUUACUGUCAUUUAUGGGGCUACAGAGCUAGCGGACAGAAGCUCACUUUGGGAUUCACUUAGUACAAUUGCCAUCCAGUGCGUGGAUACUCCGUGGCUAGUCGGAGGUGAUUUUAAUGCAGUACGUGAUCUCAGUGAAAUCUGUGGAGCUUCUGGUGACAUACGGCCUGCAAUGGAGGAAUUCAAUUAUUGUAUCCAGAAUGCCGGAUUGUUACCUCUGCCCAUGCAAGGAGAAUGGUACACGUGGCACAAUUGUAGUGCAAGUCCACGUAAUCUAUGGAAGCGACUUGAUAGGAUGCUCAUUAAUGAUACAUGGAUUGCCCGAUUCCCCACAUCCGCAUAUUUCAGCCUCACCCUGCGUACCUCGGAUCACUCACCACUAGUGUUAUGUGGGGUAAGACAGCAGCAGUUUGGAGGUAUGUUCCGUUUUGACAAUUAUCUUACCCUCUCACCAAAAUUUAUUCCCAGUGUGCAGAAUGUUUGGAAACAUGAAGUAGUUGGUGUCCCGAUGUAUGCGGUAACUCGGAAACUUAAAGCACUGAAACCAAUCUUCCGGGAACAAAGGAGAAAUAAGGGAGAUUUAUCGCACAAUGUACAGUUGGCAAAGGGAUUUCUUGAGGCGGCACAAAACCUGGUUAGUGCAAACAGGCAGGAGGAAGUAUCUUAUUCUUGGAGCACUGUUGUCGGAUGGUUUUGGCCAAAGCAGCGAAGCUCGAACAAACCAUGUUACAUCAGAGAGCAAAAAUGGAGUGGAUGA